Messenger RNA from Mya arenaria, 1252 nucleotides. RefSeq lists its product as uncharacterized. Lineage: Eukaryota; Metazoa; Mollusca; Bivalvia; Myida; Myidae. The transcript is spliced from 2 exons. The record is from RefSeq and is a predicted model, not a curated record. The coding region runs from base 139 to 951 and encodes 270 amino acids.
UCAAUAGAAAACAUUUAUUUAACACAUUUUCGGUUCUUCCCCGCGUUACCCACGAAAGGAAGCUUCGAUUUCUAUAAAAGGGACAUAAUCUUCAAAGAUUACAGCAUUGGAUCUUCACUUACAUCAGACUGCACGAGAAUGAAAUACAGGGACAUGUUCGCUACAAUUAUGUGUGCGGCGUUAUUAAUGGUGGUUGUGUCGGCAGAGGAAGACAUACCGUACAUUACGAAUCGCUUCAGCUACGAAUAUAGUGUGAUAAGCAAGCUUGUUGAGCUGGAAAACGACAAAAAGGAACUUGGUGCAAGGAUAAAGGUUUUGACGAGCGAACUGAAUGACAGCAGACACGACUUUUCUCUUUUGAACGCAAGUUUCCAAGCCAUAAUACAAAGAGGACGUAUGUCAUCUGGAAGCACCUAUGUCCGAUGGGGAAAGAGCGACUGUCCGUCAAAUACAGGUACGCGCGCAAUAUACAAAGGGUAUGUGGCUGGCGGACAUUACACGCAUGCUGGUGGAGGCAGUGAAUAUAUUUGCCUUCCCGAUGACCCGAUACACGGCGAUGACAUAACUGGUGGAUCAAGAAGUUUAAUUUACGGAACUGAAUAUGAGACAAGCGGCUCGAGCAAAUGGGCGGACGUACACGAUCACGACGUACCUUGCGUGACCUGCUACACGCCGAGUUCAAAUGUCCUGAUGGUUCCCGGCAGAAAUCAAUGCUAUGAAGGAUGGAACCUUGAGUAUUCAGGGUACCUGAUGUCGAGCUAUUAUGGACAUGCAUCACCAAAAAACUAUUUAUGUGUGAAUGAAUACCCGGAAAACCUUGAUAGUGGUUUUGGUGACGAGAAUGGAGCAUUACUGUACUUUGUUGAAGCACGAUGCGGGUCACUUCCAUGUGAUCCGUAUAUUGACAAUGGCGAGCUCACAUGCGCUGUCUGCACGCUGCCACCAUAUUGAGAUGUCCGAAACACUCGCAACUCGCCUGAGCAAUUGACACAUAACAAACAGAUUCUAGUUUAAUAGCUAGCUACAAGGACAGCGUUAAACUAUCCCAAAUUCUUCUGUUGUUCUUAAGAAGCGAACGAUUUCAUUUAUAACAAUUGUUCAGUUAGACACAAAUGCAGCUUUAAAUUAUCAAUGUGAAACAUUUAUUUUCAUUUAUUUAAAAAAGAAAUGCUUAGUUAACUAUUAUACCAUGAACAAAACAAUUAACGUUCGUUUAUACGGAAAAUUUAACAACAAUAAAUUACUAACAUUU